Molecule: messenger RNA, 2923 nt
Organism: Plutella xylostella (diamondback moth)
Lineage: Eukaryota; Metazoa; Arthropoda; Insecta; Lepidoptera; Plutellidae
Gene: Erk7
Product: Extracellularly regulated kinase 7
Biological process (GO): protein phosphorylation
Molecular function (GO): MAP kinase activity; ATP binding
Source: RefSeq, a predicted model, not a curated record
AAUAUGAACUCAAAUGAUCAAACUGUACAUAUCGGUUGACUAGGUAUUUAUUCGGUUAUACUUGAAUAAACGAUAACUUAGAACUUUAAUUAAUAAAAAAAUAUAUCUGAGUUUAAAAAAUGAACAAAAAAUUACUCGAUUAAACGAAUAUAAUGAAAAUCGAUUACAGUAUUUCAAUGCCCAACACUAUUUAUGAAGUUUGACAGUUUUGACACUUUGGUUGCUAUAGCAACCUCGAUUGUUUUGGUUUCCGUAAACAAGUGAACUUCAAAAGAACUUCAAACUUGUGAACUAUUUUCCUAAAUUCAUAAAAUCAAGAUCGUUCGCAUGUUAAGUGAAAAACAUGGAUGAUAUUGUUUACAACAUCAAUAUUAGUGGAGUUUAGCGGUAAUACUUGUGCGUUACUCGUGGGUGAAGCAGUCAAAUGAGCCAGAACCAUCACCAUGGGAAUGUCAAGAAAGAGGACCCAAAACGGAAGGAUGGUGUCCAAAAACCUCAGAAGAAGAGUCCAGAAAAAAAUAUGUCCGAAAUCGACGAACACAUUCUAAAGAGGUUCGAUAUUAAAAAGAGGUUGGGAAAAGGCGCGUAUGGUAUCGUGUGGAAAGCCGUGGACAAGAAGACCAAGGAUGUGGUGGCCAUUAAGAAGAUUUUCGACGCUUUCCGCAACCAGACCGAUGCUCAGCGGACUUUCCGUGAAAUUAUUUUUCUUCAGUCUUUCCGGAACCACCCAAAUAUUGUCAAGCUGCAUAGUAUACAUAGGGCCCUCAACAACCGUGACAUCUACCUCGGCUUCGAAUACAUGGAGACGGAUCUACACAACGUGAUCAAACGCGGCAAUAUACUCAAGGAUAUACAUAAGCGGUACAUUAUGUACCAGAUGCUGAAGGCCACCAAGUACAUACACUCGGGGAAUGUGAUACAUAGGGACCAGAAGCCGAGUAAUGUGCUCAUUGAUAGCGCUUGCAGAGUGAAGCUAGCAGACUUCGGGCUGGCCCGUUCAGUCUCCAGCCUGUACUCCGGCGGCGAGGACGGUGCGGACCCGUGCCUCACGGACUACGUGGCCACCCGGUGGUACCGCGCGCCAGAGAUACUCAUCGCUAGUAAGAACUACACAAAGGGCAUCGACAUGUGGAGCCUGGGCUGCAUCCUGGGCGAGAUGCUGACGGGCAAGCCGCUGUUCCCGGGCACGUCCACCGUCAACCAGGUCGAGCGGAUCAUGAGCGCGCUGCCAAGGCCGUCCGCUGAGGACAUAACCACAGUCUGCAGCGGCUACGGCUCAGCCCUUAUCCGGGAGCAGGCCCACUCCUCGACUAGUGGGCCUUCCCUGGCCGCCCUGGUGUCGUCAGCUCCGAGAGACGCGGCCGACCUGGUGUCUAGACUGCUGGUCUUCAACCCGGCCAAGAGGCUCAGUGCUGAACGCGCGCUGGACCAUGAGUAUGUGGCCAAGUUCCAUCGUGAGCGCGACGAGCCGGUGCUUUCGACCGACGUGCUACUUCCCCUGCGUGAUGACAAGCAGGUCUCAGUAGACGACUACCGGAACAAGCUCUACAGCAUCAUGGCCAAGGGCUCCAGCAGUGCCGUCAGGAAGAACCAUUCUGGGAGUAAAACGCACCUACCAACAACAGCUAAAAGCAGCAAGAGCUUCCAAGAGACGACGGACUACAAGUCCUACGCGACCUCCCACAAGCCCAAACUGAGCAGCUCUUCGGCUGACCAAAAAUCUAGACCCAAACUAAAGCAUUCAUCACACAUUGAAAGACCACCAAGGGAAUACAAAUCAGAAAUCAGUGCGAGUAUAUCAAAGCCAGUAAGAGCUACGAAAACGUUCGAACACCGUCCAGAAUGGUUUGAAAAUUCAAAUUGUCAUGGCGAUUAUAUCCAGCCAGUGUCUCGACAGAGUUCCUCAGAAAUAGGUUAUGGGGUGAAGAAAAACUCCUUGCUGCAACAAAGGAGGAAUUCGUCGACGUUUUCGACCAUUUCUAUUGGUGGGGAUGCAGACUAUGGGGGGUACAAGUCGGGUCAAAGCCACGGGGUUAUAACUGCCAGUGCGUUGAUGGAUCUACGUACUGGCAUUCGAUGAACAUUUUUUUCUUUAUUUUUGAAUAUAGUUAGUUAGGUGGGUUUUUGCAGAUAAGUAUUUCUUUUUUGUUACUUUUGUGUCUUUUCUCGAUCGUGAAAAGGUUUUUUGUUAUUUGAAGCUGUGUUGUUUUCUAGUCAUUGUUUUGUUUAUUUGGAAAAUAAAUAAGUACUUAUCUUUGUUUUAUAAUGGGGCAAUUACAUUAUGAUAUUUGUUUAGUGUAUGUAAUGAAAAAUUUAAAAUGAUCCGUCCAGAGCACUUAUGAAAUUAAGAAAUUUAGGAGUAGGUUUAAGGCUCAACACAGUAGUUUUUACAUAUAAUAAUUAUAUACUUACCUAAUACCUACUGACUGGGAGUACCUAGAAUUCAGGUAAGGACCUACAAUUUCGUCACAUAAACCGAGGUAAAACGUCUGGUACUAGAAUUCUCACUUGUUGUAGGGGCUGGGAAAUUAAUACAAAUAUCGUUGACUUCAGUUAAACAUAUUCGAAAAUAUUUGGCGGAUUCUCUACGCAAUCUGACUAGAGUAGGCAGAAUCGUAUGAAUGUUGAUAUUACAAUAACACCCUUCUUUUUACGUUGGGGGUUAAACUAGGUCGGCACUGUUGUUGCGCCCAAGGGGACUACAAAAUGACAUGGAUUAAUCCACUAACUCGUAAGUACACAGGUUUGUUCAUAAACGGUGUGAUUUAACGGUAAUUAAUUAUUUAAUUAAUGAAUAUGAACUCACUAUUAGGAAUUAAUUUUAACACAUCUCAACGUGGUUUGAUGUUAUGAACUAGACUUUCCAGUUUGACACUUUUAUAUGUAUUUUACAUGGUAAAUAAAUGAUUGGUACAUAAUAAAC